AUGGAAAUGGAGUUAAUAUCCAGAGAAACCAUCAAACCAUCCACAGCAACUCCUCCCCACCUCAGAAACUACCCUCUCUGCUUCAUAGACCACAUCGUUUUCCGCAACUACAUUCCAGUACUUUUCUUUUACUCUCCAAACCUUCGUUCCAACAACCACCAAACAUCAUCCAAAAUAUCAACUCUCAAGAAAUCCUUGUCCCAAGUUUUGUCUCGAUACUACCCCUUCGCGGGCAAGCUCAAAGACCAACUUUCCAUCGAAUGCAACGACCAAGGGGUGUCCUUUCUAGUCACAAGCUUCAGAUGCAACCUUUCAUGGAUCCUCCACAACCCCACCCACGCAUCGUUCAACCCUCUGUUCCCAGAUGAACUACAGUGGAACCCCAUGAAAACAACUUCAACCAUAGUAGCCAUUCAGAUAAACUGUUUUGCAUGCGGAGGAAUCGCAAUCAGCGUCUGCAUGUGUCACAAAGUUGGCGACGCCGCCACACUUUCCAACUUCGUCAAUGACUGGGCCGCAUUCAACCGUCAAAAUGAAAAACAAGAACAAUUACCCUUCCCAGUUCCUGGGGCUUCAUUUUUCCCGCAAGAAAACUUGCCUGUUUUCCCGGAAGCUGCGUUCGUGAAAAACGACACCGUCUGCAGAAGGUUCGUCUUCGAGGCUGCUAAGAUUGACUCGCUCAAAGCCAUGGUGUCCUCCCGCAACGUGCCCAACCCCACGCGCGUCGAAGUUGUCAGCGCGUUGAUCUACAAGCGCGCCGUUUCAUCGCUUGGGUUGACUUUCAAAACGACGGCGUUCCGUACCGCCGUGAACCUCCGCAAUAGAACGGUUCCCCCACUUCCUGAAAAAAGCGUGGGGAACCUGGUUUGGUUCCUCUUCGUGUCCAACGCGCGGGAAGAGACUGAGCUGCACGAGCUGGUGCUGAAAAUGAAGCACGGGCUGAGCGAGUUUUGUGACACUUACGGGAAGAAGUUUGGAGGGAAGAACAAGGACUCGGGGUUCAUCACGGAGUGUCUGAAGCAGGCUACUGCGGCUCCCGAGCCUCGUGGCUCGGAUGCGGAGAGGGAAGAGAGUUUGUUAUGUUGCGCGAGUUGGUGCAGGUUUGCGAUGUACGAAGCGGAUUUUGGGUGGGGGAAACCGGUGUGGUUCACCACUAGCGAGUGCCCUGUGAAGAACAGCAUUGUUUUGAUGGAUACGAGAGACGGUGAAGGGAUGGAAGCGCUUGUGAACAUGGAGGAGCAUGCCAUGGCCAAGUUUGAGCGUGACGUGGAGCUUCUUCAAUAUGCUUCUCUUAAUCCUUCAGUUCCACAUGCUAGCCUUACGAUAUAA
Molecule: messenger RNA, 1329 nt
Organism: Sphenostylis stenocarpa
Lineage: Eukaryota; Viridiplantae; Streptophyta; Magnoliopsida; Fabales; Fabaceae
Source: the annotation of a GenBank genome assembly